AUGGGCAACACCCUCACCUGCUGCGUCUCCCCCGGCGCCAGCCCCAAGCUCGGACGGGCCCGCGGGGGGGCGGCCAGAGGCGGGGGGGUGGGGAUGGGAGGGGGGGCGGGGGGGCCGGCGGCGGCCGCGGGGCUCGACCGGAGGGGGGGCGCCUACCGGGACGCCUCGGAGGGGGAGUCGGGGGACUCGGACCCCGGCGGCGGCGGCCCCCACCUGCAACACAUCAGCGACCGCGAGUUCCCGGAUGAUUUAGCGUUGGAGUCGAAUCCAUCUGACCAUCCUCGGGCAAGCACAAUUUUCUUGAGCAAAUCCCAAACAGAUGUGAGAGAAAAGAGGAAAAGUAACCACAUCAACCAUGUUUCCCCAGGGCAGCUUACAAAAAAGUAUAGUUCGUGUUCAACAAUAUUUAUAGACGACAGCACAGUUAGCCAGCCUAAUCUUAGGAGCACAAUAAAAUGUGUGACAUUAGCAAUAUACUAUCACAUAAAGAACAGGGAUUCGGACAGAUCACUGGAUAUUUUUGAUGAGAAAUCUCACCCGCUCACGCGGGAAGAGGUUCCGGAUGACUACCACAAGCACGAUCCCGAUCACAAGCACAUCUAUCGCUUUGUACGUACACUCUUCAGCGCCGCGCAGCUGACUGCCGAAUGUGCGAUAGUCACGCUGGUCUAUUUGGAAAGGCUCUUGACCUACGCCGAGAUUGACAUCUGUCCAAGUAACUGGAAGAGAAUAGUUCUAGGUGCUAUACUGCUGGCUUCUAAGGUAUGGGACGAUCAGGCUGUGUGGAAUGUGGAUUACUGCCAAAUACUGAAGGAUAUUACAGUGGAAGAUAUGAACGAGAUGGAAAGACACUUCUUGGAGCUCCUGCAGUUCAAUAUCAACGUUCCUGCCAGUGUUUACGCCAAAUACUACUUUGACCUUCGUUCCUUAGCAGACGACAACAACCUGAGCUUCUUGCUGGAGCCCCUCAGUAAAGAACGAGCGCAGAAGCUGGAGGCAAUCUCCAGGCUGUGUGAGGACAAAUACAAGGACUUGUCGAAAGUUGCUAUGAGGCGAUCGUUCAGUGCUGAUAACUUAGUCGGUAUCCGCCGUUCUAACGCCAUCCUCUCCUGAGCAAGAUGGGAGGCUGCGACAAGCCAGCGUGUUCCUCCACACCGGGAGUACUACAGCCCCCCGUAA
This is a messenger RNA of Euleptes europaea (tarantolino), 1179 nucleotides long. RefSeq names its product cyclin Y like 1 (gene CCNYL1). Gene Ontology annotation, biological process: regulation of canonical Wnt signaling pathway; regulation of cyclin-dependent protein serine/threonine kinase activity. Gene Ontology annotation, molecular function: cyclin-dependent protein serine/threonine kinase activator activity; protein kinase binding. The record is from RefSeq and is a predicted model, not a curated record. Gene Ontology annotation, cellular component: plasma membrane. NCBI's taxonomy places the organism in Eukaryota, Metazoa, Chordata, Lepidosauria, Squamata, Sphaerodactylidae. The transcript is spliced from 10 exons. Bases 1 to 1113 code for a protein of 370 amino acids.